This is a messenger RNA of Sphenostylis stenocarpa, 177 nucleotides long. NCBI's taxonomy places the organism in Eukaryota, Viridiplantae, Streptophyta, Magnoliopsida, Fabales, Fabaceae. The record is from the annotation of a GenBank genome assembly.
AUGUUAGAUUGGCGUUACAUGGAAGCGAGACGCAAACGCACUCUAAAUGCUUGUAGAUCAAAAGAGGGCAAGAGAUCUAAUGAUGUCGAAGUCAUGCCACCAAAUGUCCAUAAAGGAUGGAGCAUAACACCAAACAAACAGAAGUGCUAUGCAGUUACUUUUGGCAUCACAAAAUAA